CACAGGAGCCCCUGACAGUGCCCGUGCCUGGCUGUGUGAUCGCUGCCUGGCGUCUCUGCCGCUCCGCUGGAUGUUUGCGCAGAGGACACCUGCCUCCGCCACUGACUGCACCGACCCCCGCGGCAAAAUCCACCCUCGUUUCCACCUCUCAACUUUUGCAACGCGUGUUUUUUUUGUACGUGUGUUGCACCUGUUCCAACACUAUGUUUGCAUCGGGUGAAUUCCCCCUGUAGAGCCGGGCGUUUGACUUCCAACUUGGCACUUGAUGGAUAUUUGUGACAGGUGUGGAAAGUUGCCCUGCGUCAGGGAGUAUGGGCGCAAACUUUAAAAGCUUUUUCUUGUUUUUUAUCAUCGAGAGAUUUUUUUUUUAUAUUUUAUUUUUUUAGAAUGAAGGCAGGUGAGUCACCCCUCGCGUGAGAGGCGCGCAAAAGCUCCGGGGCUCACCAGGUACUGGAAAGGAAAGGCGACACGGAGGAAGUCGUGAUCUGUGCGGCGGAUUGCGCCACGGAGGACGGAGGAAACGGACCGAUGAGACAACAUGGGUCCAUUGCUGUGUGAUGGACGACUGACACACCUCCUCUUUCCUCUCCUGCUCCUCUUGCGGGCUCCCCUGCUGUUCAGCUUUGGCGAGCGUACCUGUCCCAAUAGCUGCCGAUGUGAGGGGAAAACUGUCCAUUGUGAUUCAGCUGGCUUCUUAGAUGUCCCAGAGAACAUCUCAGUAGGCUGCCAAGGCCUCUCCCUGCGCUACAAUGAGCUGCACACCUUGCUACCAUAUCAGUUUGCUCACCUCAGCCAGCUUCUUUGGAUAUACUUGGACCAUAAUCAGAUAUCAGCUGUUGACAGUCGAGCGUUUCAGGGCGUCCGAAGGCUUAAAGAGCUGAUACUGAGCUCCAACAGGAUCACAUCUCUGCACAAUUCAACAUUCCAUGGAAUUCCCAAUCUGCGCAGUCUGGACUUGUCUUACAACAAAUUGGAAAUCCUGCAGCCGGGGCAAUUCCAUGGCUUACGGAAACUGCAAAACCUACACCUACGCUCAAAUGGUCUCUCCAACAUCCCGAUUCGAGCAUUCCUGGAGUGCAGAAGUUUGGAGUUUUUGGAUUUGGGCUACAAUAAAAUCAAGGCUCUUACCCGCACCACCUUUCUGGGGCUGCAGAGGCUGAUGGAGUUGCAUCUGGAGCACAACCAGUUCUCACGGAUCAACUUUUUUCUCUUUCCACGCUUAGCCAACCUGAGAUCGCUCUAUCUCCAGUGGAACCGCAUUAAAGUUGUCAACCAGGGCCUUCCAUGGACUUGGUAUACGCUGCAGAAACUUGAUCUAUCUGGAAAUGAAAUCCAAACCCUGGACCCUGCUGUGUUUCACUGCUUGCCCAACCUUCAAGUCCUCAACCUGGAGUCCAACAAACUGUCCAAUGUGUCUCAGGAGGCGGUGUCGGCAUGGAUCUCACUGACCACCAUCAGUCUUGCUGGGAACAUGUGGGAUUGUGGAACUGGCAUAUGCCCACUUGUGGCUUGGUUGAGGAAUUUUCGAGGUAGUAAAGACACGACGAUGAUAUGCAGCAGCCCAAAGUAUCUCCAGGGAGAAAAAAUUAUGGAAGCCACAAGGAGCCAUGGUAUUUGUGAGGAAACUGAUUACGUUCUGACUGAAACGCCCUCACCAAUGUCAGAGCUCAUUUCUGAAGCCACCGGUGAACCAACCUUCGCCCCUACUAGUGGAUCUCCACCUUUGCCACCAGCGAGCACCUUUGGUCCUGUUCCACCAUACAGACCAAGACCAAUUCCUCACCCUACCUUUCCAGGGCAUAUGAGCAAAGACCCAAGAGACUCAGUUCCUCGAGCUCGACCCACUCCUCCACCACCCCCAGAGAUAGAGCACAUGACUCUGCACAAAGUGGUGGUGGGCAGCGUGGCCCUCUUCUUCACCAUGUCCCUAAUCUUGACAAUUAUCUAUGUGUUGUGGCGGCGCUACCCAGGUGCAACCAGGUUGCUCCAGCAGCGAUCCAUGGUGGGGCGGAAGCGUCGCAAAAAGAGUCCAGAGCCCGAGCAGAACCUGAGCUCCCAGCUCCAAGAGUAUUACAUGAGCUACAACCCUGCUGCCACACCAGAGGCAUUGGAGGUGCUAGGCAAUGGCACUGGUUCCUGCACAUGCACAAUUUCUGGCUCCAGGGAGUGUGAGAAUGAGUAUACAUGCCCACGCCCCCUACCUGGUGCCUGGUUGGGAGAUGUGCCUAGCAUCCAUUAACCCCUAAAAGGAACUACUUUGGAUGGUGCAGCAAACCACAAUGAAAGACAAGAGAAAGACAUAUGCAGAGAACCCAUCAGGAUCCCAUAAUUCAUUUAAAACGGUCCUCCACGCUAACAAGGGCAACCACUGACCAAGACAAAGAGGAGAUAACACUGUCUUUUUCUUUCUUAAGAUUUUAUAAUGUCUUUUUUUUUUUGUGGUCUUCGAUCAUCGGCUUUGCUGCAUUCCAUCAUCACGUCACAAACACUGACACAGACGGUUGUGGAGUCCUGUGGUGAAGAGCAGAAGACUCAUGAGCACUAAUGGAUGGUUAUACUCAACAUGGGAGAUUAUUGUAUAGACUUUAAUACCUUAUUGUCUCCAUGAGGACAACGUGGCGUUGCUUUAAACACAGGCGACCAGACUGUACAAAUUCAAGAGGCUUUAAAAAAAAGUGUAAACUGAGCAAAUGCACUGAAAGUGGCUCGGACCGCUCUGCUAACAACAGCUGUGUAUAAUUUAAAGUGAUUUUCGACUCCAUAUGAAGCAUCAUGUUAUCACCUUUCAAUAUAUAUAUAUAUAUUUUUUAAGAAAGACUAAUCAAAGGCUCGGAUGGUGUAAAUGUGCCUCACUGGAGCAGAAACAUUAUGAAAGGCGUUCCCGUCGGUAAAAAGAGGAAUCCGCUCCGUCAGAUGGAAAUCAAGUCAGCAGCUGGAAGAUUCUUUGAAGUCUGUUGAGGAAAAGUUUGCCAGAGGAAGUUACCCCCCCACCCCC
This is a messenger RNA of Plectropomus leopardus (leopard coralgrouper), 2995 nucleotides long. Lineage: Eukaryota; Metazoa; Chordata; Actinopteri; Perciformes; Serranidae. The record is from RefSeq and is a predicted model, not a curated record.